Molecule: messenger RNA, 319 nt
Organism: Leptosomus discolor (cuckoo roller)
Lineage: Eukaryota; Metazoa; Chordata; Aves; Leptosomiformes; Leptosomidae
Source: RefSeq, a predicted model, not a curated record
ACCAUCAUGAAGGCCCGUUUGAAAGGAGCCCAGACAGGUCGUAACCUCUUGAAGAAAAAAUCUGACGCUUUGACACUUCGAUUCAGGCAGAUCCUUAAGAAAAUUAUUGAGACUAAGAUGCUCAUGGGUGAGGUGAUGAGAGAAGCUGCCUUUUCACUUGCUGAGGCAAAGUUUACAGCAGGAGAUUUCAGUACCACUGUGAUCCAAAAUGUGAACAAAGCUCAAGUCAAGAUCAGAGCUAAAAAAGACAAUGUAGCAGGUGACUCUUUUGCAGACUAUGAAUAUUUCAGCUCUUCAGGGAAUCACAGAAUCACAGAAU